AUGGCUAUUUUCACUACACAAAUUCAGACAACCGGUCGAGCAGUACUGCGACGUUCACAUUUUCCAACUCAUCGGAAACAAACAAAUCUCACUUCGAAAAGACACACCUCUAACAAUACCGCUCCCACACCUCGUUCCAACCCUUCGCCAGAACACUCCGCGAAUGGCACUGCGAUUCCAAUUCCUGCCACUAUCGCAAUUCUGCCAUUAUGGCAACGUCUUGGUCCUUUGACUCGAUCUUUUCAGGCCUACGGCCGGUCGCAACGGAAGCGUCCUUACACUACACAAUUCUGCAGUUCGCUGGUGAUAUAUCUUCUGGGAGAUCUAUCGGCGCAAAGUAUCAGCGGGGAUGAUUACGAUUGGAAGCGUACCACGAGAGCAUUGAUUAUCAGUAUGGGGAGUAGUGUUCCAACUUACAAAUGGUUCAUGUUUCUUUCCAAUAACUUCAACUACUCUUCGAAAGUCCUCUCCCUCGCUACGAAAGUCGGCGUCAACCAAAUAUUCUUCGCUCCUCUCUUAAAUACCUGGUUCUUCGGCAUGCAAUCGUUACUCUCAGGAGAUAGCAUACCUGACGUCAUCGAGCGUGUCAAGAGAACUGUCCCGGCCAGUAUGAUGAACAGUAUUAAAUUAUGGCCCGCAAUUACAGCAAUCAGUUUCGCAUGGAUACCACAAGAACAUCGAAGUAUCUUUGCGGGAGUCAUUGCGAUUGGGUGGCAGACAUAUUUGAGUUUUUUGAAUAAGAGAGUGGAGGGUGAGAUGGCCGGGAAUAUUGGGGAUAUACCGAAGGAAAUCAUCACCGCUUCCACGGCGAUGGUGCCAAGAGAGAUUGCAGUUGAGGCAGAGACUGCCGACGAGGCUUAG
Molecule: messenger RNA, 861 nt
Organism: Sclerotinia borealis F-4128
Lineage: Eukaryota; Fungi; Ascomycota; Leotiomycetes; Helotiales; Sclerotiniaceae
Source: the annotation of a GenBank genome assembly